AUGGAUCAAACUUUGAAAAAGGACAAAUCAGUAACCGAAAUGGAAAGAGAAAAAAAACAAGAAUUAAGCAACAAACUUAAACAACUUGAUGAAUGCGACGAGGUAGUCUCAGUUGAAACGAUAAAUGCAAUUGGUCGAGUAACAGAGGAUGUUGUUGCUGCUGAUGAUAAUCCACCGAGUAGUGAUGAAUUGGAUGAGAAUCUCGAAGAGGAAUAUCAAAAUCUAAAUGAUAUUCUCGAUUUACCUGACGACACUUAUUCGCUUACUGCAAUAAAACCUGAAUUACCAGCUUGCGUAAAGUAUGGUGUACGUUCUGGCCUUACUCAUCUUAAUAUGUCCAAGUUUUCACCACUUUCUCGAGGCCAUCAGGGUGGAGCUAUAGCAAUCACUGCGUUCGCAACAACAGCAGUAUAUAAAUCAAGAUGUUGGAACGAAUCUGUAAUAGAUCAAAUUAUCGAAGAUGGUGAUACGUUUUAUUGUGAAUCUUAUGCAGAUAUAAAUACGGAUGAUCGUCGACGUUUAUCAAUUUUGGAUUUAAAAAGAAACGUAUUUGUUCAAAAUAAAUUAAACGUUAACGUAACGAUCAAGGAUCCAUCUUACGCAGGCAAGUUUCAUUCGCAAGAUCCAACCGAAUUGCAUUUAGUCAAAGCUUUGGAACUGUUUUUCAAAAGACACAAUUCUGGAAUUUUGACCUCGUCAAUUUUGAACUUGGCUAUUUGGAAAGAACCAAGAUAUUUUAAUAUAUUUGACGGUCAAGCUAGGAAAGAGACUUGCGAGCCAGCUAAAGAUGGAGAAGAUGGUUCGGCUAAAUUAUUUUUAGUCAAAGAUUUGAUAGGGGUUUAUUUUAUAAUUCUUGAAAAGAGUAACGUUAAAAACGAAUCAUUUGUACUUUAUCCAAUAUCGAUUAGCGGCGUGGAAACAUUUUCUUCAGCCGAUGAUCCAGACGAACCUGAAAAAUCAUUAGGCAAACCACAAAGGCGACCAAGCGGAUAUAAGAUUCAAGAAAAAUUUCGUGCCGUCGUACAAGGAUCUUAUCAUUUGAUGCAUCCUGUUAUACCUGAGUUACUUCGUGGUCGAGGACAUCUUAUAAUAGCACUUGCCGCUAUAGUUUAUUCUUGUUUGGUCAGUGGCAACAAGUGGACUACCGCUUUGAUCGAUUUAAUUUUUAAUCAGUCUAAUAUAUACCUAAUCGAUCUCGUUAGAGUAUUAGACAAAAAUUUAGAGGACGAAGAAUUCGAAUUACGUUUGGAAGAUGUCAUGGGUGAUAUAAUUUUAGGUGUUUAUUCGGCCAAAAUCAAAUUACAUCCAAACGUAAUUCCUGGUCAUGGUAAAAAGAAGAAAGGUAAACUUGCUAUAGAUAGUGGAAUACGUGAAUUCUUCGAAACUCAAACCGCAGGUAUAUUGGAUAUUAAAAAAUUUUUUUAUGCCAUCUGGAAGGAAGAUAACACAUAUUAUUUCAUGGAUCCAUUUGCUUGCGACGAGGAAGGAUUUCGAAUAAAUUAUGGCGAAGAACGACAGAAGGUUUAUGGUACUAGAGAUGCCGCAUGUGUUACCAUGAAUAGUUCUAUCAAUCAAUUGGUAGAAACUAUUUUAGAAAAUACUCUUAGCAAAGAAAGAGAUCCCUUUUUGAUUCAUGGUAUAAAAGUACUUUACGUGAAAACUGGAAUGAUACAGGAUGGUCCAUUUGAAAAAGUGAUAUAUCGUGAUAGAGGUACUAAUCGUAGACCUUUUGCAUCGUUGACUCAACUUUCUAAAGAAACUGUAGAAAAGAAAUUAGACAUGACACCUAAAAUACGAUUAGAAUAUGACGAAUUUCUAGAUGCUGAAACACAGUUUCCAGAUUUAAUGAGAAAUAUAAAUCAAUAUAUGUUUACGGAUGACGAAGAAGAAGAAGAAGAAGAAGAAGACAAAUCGAUCUUAGAUUCUAAAAUAAAACAAAUCACAGGUUACAACGUGAUCAAUCCUCAUCGGUUGAUAGUACAAGGUACAAAAAAUUGUUUGCAUCCUGAUUAUAAAGCUCGUUAUAAAGGGAGACAAGGUUUGAUCGUUGCAUUGGUGGCUUUGGCAUACAGAAAAUUAAAGAAUCCAUCAACAUGGAGAAACAUCGAUCUUGAUCAGAUAAUAGAUAUUGGUAAUAAAACUUACGAAGAUGUUAUUGAUUGGAUAAAGGAAGGUAAGCCUAAAUUGAAAGGGGAUAGAGAAGAAGAAGAAGAAGAAGAAGAAGAAGAAGUUGAAGAAGAAGAGGAAGAAGAAGACGAAGAUGAAGAAUCUGAAAGAAUUUUAAAAAUGUUACCAACACCGAGUCAUUUAGAUUUAUCAAUGUUACCGGUUAAAUUAAAAUUUGCCGAAAACGAAGUGAUGUUUAAAACAAGAAUGAAUUUAUUAAUCGGUGAAGCUCAUCCUCUGGCGAAUUUAGCUGAAGCAUUGGAAUGUUAUUUCGCUAAGUACACGGAAUUGGUUUUAGAAAAUAAUAAAUUAAUGUAUGGCAUAUGGAAAGAUAAUGAUAAAUACUUUUUAUUUAAUCCUUAUGGAAGUGAUGAAGAAGGUUGGAGACUUUUAAAUUAUCCUGCAUCAUUCGCAGUUGUUGACACGCUUAACGAACUUACUGAUGUUCUUUAUGGUAUAUUAGAAUAUAACAACAAUGAUUUUAUUAUUCAUUUUGUCGCAUUGGAUUCUAUUCAACCUGGCAAAUAUGCUGUCUCCGAACCAAUUGAAAUUCCAGAUGACACUAUGGUGAAGAAAUUUCAAACCAAAUUCUUACCGAUUACCGAUGAAGAUUUAUUACAAUUAGAAAAAGAUGAUAAACCAAUACUAACUGAGAUUCCAUUUGAGAGAGAUAUUACAGAAGAAGAAGAUGAAGAAGAAGAAGAGGAAGAAGAUGAAGGUGAUGAAGAAGACAAAGUUGAAACUCAUUUGAAGGCUCUGGAAGAAGCUGAAAAGAAACCUAUCAUUUCUCCAUUAUUGAUAAUCGAAGAAAAGGAUCAACCUGAUGCUCCUAAUCGUUUGAAUUUAGCUUUGUUGACUGGUAGUGUUAAAGUACAAACUGACGUUGAACUUAUUCAAAAGAUUGUACAUCCAGAAAGAAUUUUAGAAAAAUUGAAAUACACUCAUCCACCUCCUUACGUAAUGCCACCAAAAGCAACACUUGGUAUCCUUCUCGAUGCAAAACGUGCUAAAAGAUCCGUACACUCUUUGGUAUCUAGGUUUUCAAUUGAUUCAAGAUUGGAAGUUAAGAAGAAAAUUGGUCUUUCUGAGAUGCAUUCACAAAAUAAAUCUAUUAUAUUAUCUGUUUCGGAAAAAGAAGUUAAGCCAGCUAAAAUGAUCAAACUUAACAACAGCAGAUAUCUUUAUUCACGCGUCUUACCAAUUUAUUUGAUGCCACUUAGAGCUAUCAAUGAUAGAUAUAUUCAAAAUGUCGAUUUAGAAAAAGAUAAUUCUUUCAUAUGCAAAGAUCAAGGUGAUAGUUUUGAUUUAGAACAAAUUCCUGAAAUACCAACAGGAAUUCGCAUAAUGCCUGAAUUAUUGCCACUUGGUCCUAUUAUUAAAACACCGACUUAUGUUAAAAAAUCAAUUUUUUGUAUCGAAAAGAAGAAACGUAAAUGUCUAUUGUCGAAAAUGGAAAAAGAAGAGCCUAUCACGAAGAAAAUAAUUUGUGAUACUGAAAAUGUACUCCUUGAAAUGAUGUUUCCAAAUUUUCAAGCUUUUCAUCAAGAAGAUAAAAUACAUAAACCACAAAUAGAUGUUGAAGACAAAAUAGAAAUGAAAACAGUUCAAAAUACGAAAGAUCAGAAAGAAAAAGUACUUUUUGAAAAGAAAGAUGAAGGAUUUAAGGUGGUCAACGAUAAUAUUGCUAUACUUCGAUCGAACAUGCGUCUUGAAAAUCGUGCCGAGAUUGAAUCUUGUCACUUCAAGGCUUGUUAUUAUGCUGCUAUGUUGUGUUUAUUAGGAAAAAUUCGAUUGAACAUAGAUCACUUUCGUGGAAUAAAUUUAGAUGAAUUUAUUUACAUGGCUAACAAAAUUUAUCAACGCGUAGGUAAACUACGAUAUAAACCUCUUAGAUGGUUUCAUAAUUUUGAAAUCCUCGAUACAAAGUAUACUGUAAUUAUGAAACAAUCUGUAUAUGCCGAUCCUGAAAAUUGUGAAGCUGAUAAACUUAAAAAUGCUAUGGAAACUUUUAUGACAAAUAAUGAAUCUGGUAUAUUGGUGACAUCAAAUAUUUCUUAUGGUUUUUGGAAGGAUAAUGAUCGAUAUUAUCUUUUCGAUCCUUAUGCUUGUGACGAGAAUGGUAAAUCCAAUGAAGAAGGAUAUGCUUGUUUGAUGGAAUUCUGUGAUGAUUUAUCGUCGAUGUUAGAAAGGAUCGAAGAAAAUGCAGGAGGUACUACAGAUCAACCUUAUCGAUUAUAUACCAUGUUUAUCUCGCAUAUGGAAACGAAAAAGGAUCGAAAAAGGAAGAAGAAAAAGAAAAAGAAAACUCAAUAUUGUAUUGAAAAAGUUAAGGAAGAAGUACCACAGGAGGAGUCAGCUGAUUUAGAAGAAGAAGAAGAAGUAAGAAAAAGUGAUUCGGAAACGUCAUUAAUCGAAUCGACAGAAUGGAUCAUAGCGGAACGUAAAUUGGACGUUGUACAUGACAUGACUAAACCAGGAUUCUCCCCUAUUCGAUACUACGAUGCUUCGAUGUUAGACGUAAUUGUAUUAGAAGAUGAAAUAACAAGGCCAUUAUUAGCACCGUUUAAAACAAAUAUUGAAAGAUUCAUGAAUGAGAAUCGUGACCCAUCCGAAUUGAUGAAAUUAAUGAUAAGAAGAAAACCAUACGAUAGAAAAUUUAAGGAACACGUUUCAGUUAUUACACCUAUAGAUCUUUGCAUAAUGGCUUGGUCAUUGAUCCAUGAUCCUGUACUAUGGUCUGUACGAAUUAUCAGAGGUUUGUUCGAAGCUAGUUGCGAUUAUACGUUUGAUAGUAUAUUGGCAACAGAAGAUUCGACUGUCAGUAAUAUGUCUGAUGGUCUUUUACUUGAAUUUGAGAUUGCUAAUUAUGUAUUUCGUCCCGUAUUUGUACCUUUACAUUAUGGAACUCUUUAUGCUAUCGAGGGAUGGAAUUUAGCAAUGUCUUUAAAAUACGUUUUUGAUAGUCCUGCUUAUACCGGUGCAAUUAUCGUCUGUGAAGAUAGUCAUAUAGGUGUUACCAAAACUAACGAUAAUUAUUUUGCUUGGUGGGUAAUCAAAAAGACUAAAAUAUUACGAAUAAUCACUUCGACGAAUAUAAAGGAAUUUUUGAGGAUUAUUAUAAAAGAGAUCAAUCAAACUGAAGAGAUCCAAUUUAUUAUGAGAGUCGUAACAAUUUCUUAUGCAAAAAAGCUAGAUCCUGAUUGCACCGAUGUUAAAGGAUUACACGAAUUUGUUCUACCUACGACAUCUUUAGCUGAAAUACAUAAAAUGGAAGCAGAGCCAUACGACUUAGAAGCAAUAUUCAAACCUACUGUUCCAGAAACCAAACCAAUUUUCAUAAUGGGAACCGUUGCUCUAAGUGAUCGAGAAACUGUUAAAGAGCCUAGAGUUAAACGUUGCUAUUUCGUAGCAAUUUUAGCUGUCAUGUUUAAGAGGGAUAUCAUUCAGAGUCCUCUUCCAGGAAUGAUCGAUAAAAUAAUUGAAGUAGCUGAAAGUCUUUACAGGGAAUAUCACGAACCCAAAUUUCACACCGAACAUAUUUUGAGGAAUGUUACUUUGAUGAAUAGAAUUUUUGAUCUUCGCGAUUGUGCAUCAUGUUUGGUACCAUUUACUAUCGAUCCUCGUACCGAGAGAAAUGAUUUUUAUAUUCAAGUAAGGAAAUAUUUGAAGAAACACUUUGUUAAAUAUAGUAGUGGUAUCAUACAAUUUAGUAAUUGUUGUUACGGAUUUUGGUAUUCAAGAUCAACUAAUUCAUAUUACUACUUAGAUCCUUAUCAAUGCAACGAUAAUGGAAGAAAAGUAUUGACCAAUGGCGUGGCAUGUUUGUGUAUAUUUUCAAGUAUUUGUCAAAUGGUCAAAAACAUGUGUUUCAAUCAAAUGGAAGAGUCAACAGGAUUUUUUAUUCAUCGACUUCACGUUGAUUCGGUUAACGUUUCCCCGUCAAUCGAAUUCCAAGAAGAUCCAAUGUGGAUUUAUUUAGAUUAUCAUUGGACUUUUGAUCAUGCUCCGGAAAUAAUUAAAAGUGAUAAGAAAUUAACGAAAAAAAGACAAAAGAAGAAACGUUACAAUAACGAGGAAGAAAAAGAGAAACAAAUGAAAAUAUAUUGGAACAAUUAUGUUAUAGAAGUAACAGAUUUAAUAUAUUCGAUUUGGGGUACAAUCGGUUGCUAUGAUUCAAAGUUUGGUAAUCGUGCUGGUAAAAAUCAAGCAGCUAUUUGCGUAGCUGUAUUAGCCAUGCAAUAUUUAAGUCAUCCAUCGAGAUGGAAUUCUGCUGUCUUAGAUUCAGCAGUUAUAUGCGGGGAUUCUUAUUAUACCGAAAGUUUGAAGAGUUCAAUCAAAAAAUGUUCGAAACAUUCAAAUAGAUACAAUUUACAACCUUGUUUCAGAAUAUUUCCCCACGUUUGGACGAUCAAUUUUUCAGAACCUAUUUGCGGUAUUCUUUAUGGUGGUCGUAACAGAUUAACUUUAGCCAAUGCUUUGAAAAGUGCAUUCGACGAUGCACCAAAUAUUUUAAUUGAAUGUAACAAAAUUACAUUGGGUGCUUUGCUCUCUAAAGAUGGAUAUUACGUAGGUGAUCCUUGUUGGGUCGGUCCACCGUUAUUUAAUAAAGAUCGUGGUGCUAUUUAUGUUUUACGUUGUAAAAAUCUAAAUUCUUUUGUCUAUGCCGUUACAAAAAUAUUGAAUACUAAUCAAAGAUUAGAAUUUCGUAUAACACCUGUGAUAUUUACGUUCGAACAAGAAAACUUUAAGUUGAGUAGCAAAGGACAUGUCGCAAGAAGGAAGAUACUUUUGGAACCUCUACAAACUAUUCCAGGAAAAGUAGAAGGAUAUGACGUAUCAAUUCCAGGAGGUCAAACUGUAACUGAAGUUGAUUCUUAUUUAUGGUAUAGCAGGAAACUAGGUCUUGGCGUUGAAAAAGCCCAUGAAUUGGAAAAUCCUCAAUUACCCUCUCUAGCUCCUCAAUUGAAAAAGGAGAAUUUAAAUAGCAUGCUUGUUAGUACUACGUGGCAUCUUAAUCUAGGCCAAUCCAAACGUAUAAAGAAAUCUUCUCCAUUAUUAUUCGAUCUUAAAUCUUUACAACACGUUUCUGAAGAAUGUGAAAAGAAUAUGGUUGCUACUUUCGAAGCACAUUAUCCACCGAAAAUGUCUAUCUCUGAUAGACUUAAAGUUUGCGAUGAUUAUCCUAAUGAAAUUGAUUUUAUGAGUCGUCAUUUGAGCAAAUCUACGAUCAUUCGAAAAAUCGAUCCGGAUUCUAGUGUAGGCACUUCGAUAAUUAGUAAACCAUUAGAUUGUUCCAAGCCACGUAGUUUCAUUUUGGAUGAUACUCGUAUUGAAUUUAACAAAUUAACAGCCGAUAUGGCUGAUGAAAUGUAUAAAACUUAUCAACAUCGUGACAUACGUCGUGACAUACCUCGUGACAUACCUCGUGACGAAAAGGAAGAUAUCGUUGAGGACGAUUUCUUGAAAGAGAAUGAUUUUGAAGAUGAAACGGAUGAAGGGACGAUUUAUCAUGAAGAUGAAGAAGAAUCUGAUACUACUUUAAUGGACGAAACUAUCACAGAUGAUGAUGAAUGA
Messenger RNA from Polistes dominula (European paper wasp), 7740 nucleotides. RefSeq lists its product as uncharacterized. NCBI's taxonomy places the organism in Eukaryota, Metazoa, Arthropoda, Insecta, Hymenoptera, Vespidae. The record is from RefSeq and is a predicted model, not a curated record.